Messenger RNA from Teleopsis dalmanni, 3246 nucleotides. RefSeq lists its product as uncharacterized. The transcript has a single exon. The coding region runs from base 1 to 3246 and encodes 1081 amino acids. NCBI's taxonomy places the organism in Eukaryota, Metazoa, Arthropoda, Insecta, Diptera, Diopsidae. The record is from RefSeq and is a predicted model, not a curated record. Gene Ontology annotation, molecular function: catalytic activity.
AUGUGCAGCAUAAUCAAACGCACCCACACGGAGCUUAGUACGGAGCUAGAUUCCGAAAGAAGAAAAUCCAGACCAACCGAUGGUCUAAAACAGUUACGCAAGCUACCAGCAACAGUGACUGAAACGAUAGAAAUACCACCAAAAAAAAGAAAGAGAGUGGACUUAAGCCCUAAAGGCUCGGAGCAGGAACGCAAUACGCCCACUGCCAUGAAAACAAAAGCUGACACAGUUUCUCUGCAGAUGCCGUCUGACAAAUGGACAAAAGUCGAGAAAAAAGAAAAAUCGUCGAAAGUCAAAAAUAAGAUAAGAUCUAUAAGACCUAAAGCGGAUGCAAUUCUUAUAGAAAAAAAGGUGGAUGGUACGACAUAUGCGGACAUACUAAAGAAAGUGAAAGACAGUGGAGAGCUCAAAGCUCUGAGCGAAAAUGUCAGAACCAUGCGGCCAACUCAAAAUGGAGGGCUUCUCAUAGAACUAAAGAGGAGCAAAGAUGGAGGGUCAAGCGAUUACCACUCUGCUAUUGAAAAAGCCUUGGAAUCUAUUGCAACGGUCAAUCUUAAAACACAUACCGUUACAAUUCAGUGCAGAGACCUAAUAACAAACCUGAACACAGACGAAGAAUUACUUGAUGCAAUCGGCGAGCAAGCGCAGGUAAAAAAACCUAGAAAUGCUAGACAAAGGGUAUAUAUCUCGAAGAUGGAAGGCCUGUAUCAGGUGAGCUGCUGUGCUCCACCAAGAUGGUCUCUAGAAGACUUUGAGCGUUUGAUGGUUGCAAUGGAACUAGAAUUACGAGGGAAGCGUCUUAUUCUCAUUACUGGAGAUUUUAACGCUUGGUCAACAACUUGGGGCAGUACAUACACAAACCCAAGAGGAAGACUGUUAGAGGAAACAUUUUCCGCAAUGGAUCUGGUAUUGCUGAAUACUCCUGGAGUUUAUACAUUCGACUGCGUCAGAGGUAAAUCAAUAAUUGACUUGGCCUUUGCAGAUCGCGUCACAGCAAACAACACAAAAUGGAAAGUAGAGGAAUCCAUUUAUACUCACAGUGACCACAGGGCUAUAAUGUUGGAAGUACGCAGCACGGUAAACCAGCAAGUAGACAAAAGUGUGCGGCAGAAAAAAUGGAACCCAUCAGCCUUCAAUUCAGAAGCUUUUUCUAUAGUAUGGGAGGAUGCUCAAGUUUCCAAAACAACAGCAGAAAACAUGGCGGAACAAAUAGCUAUACAAAUGGAAACUGCGUGUGAUAUAUCUAUGCCAAGAUGCAAAUAUAGUGGCAAACGACAACCACUUUAUUGGUGGUCUAGCGAGAUAGCUGAUAUUCGCAGAGCCUGUAUAAAAGCACGAAGAAAAGCGCAAAGAGCUAGACGACAUAUUUCUUUCAAUGAGCUAUAUGCAGAGUAUCGCAUUCGAAAACAUGAUCUUAAAAAAGCAAUUGAAAAGAGCAAAAAUCGAUGCUUUAAGCAAAUGCGAGAUAGUGCUGAUGAAGAUCCAUGGGGUCUGGCUUACAAAAUCGUCAUGCAGAAAGUAAAAGGACCGAGGUCCCCACAGCCCACAUGCCCAAUUCUAUUGAAGGAAGUUGUUCUGGCACUUUUUCCUCCACAGGAGAAAAUGACCGAUCAGGUGUUUCAGGUGAAUUGGAAUACCAACAUACCACCAGUGACAUCAGAAGAAGUGAUGCAAACAUUGGGUCGUAUAUUGGGUCGUAUGUUGGACACAAUAGGGAAGGUUUUUGAACGAAUAAUAAGUGAACGUCUCCAGCAGUAUCUGGAAGGUCCCAAUGGCCUUUCUGAUAAGCAGAACGGUUUCCGGCGGGCUAGAUCAACGGUAGAUGCGAUUAGAACGGUAACAAAUAUUGCAAAGGAAGCUACCAGCGGAGGAUAUACUGCAAUGAAAUACUGUGCAGUCAUCACGCUAGACAUUAAAAAUGCUUUCAAUUCAGCAAAUUGGUCUGAGAUACUACUGGCACUCAAAACUCUGAAAGUACUUGAUUAUUUGGUACGCAUUAUUUGCAGUUACUUUAACGAUAGAAUACUGCAGUAUGACACAGAAAAAGGUAGAAAACAAUAUGAGGUCACUGGCAGGGUUCCACAAGGAUCAGUUCUUGGACCCACAUUGUGGAACGCUAUGUACGAUGGAAUCCUGAAAAUAAGACUUCCUGAUAAAGUGACAAUAGUUGGAUACGCUGAUGACAUCGCACUAGUGGUGGUUGACAAAAAGCUUGAUCACUUAGAAGCAAAAUGUAACGAUGCAGCAGCAAGAGUACAACGAUGGCUUAAAAAUGCAGGACUGGAGUUGGCGGUGCAAAAAAUAGAAGCAGUACUGAUAACCGCAAGAAAGCAGAAAAAGAAGAUGAAAAUCAUAAUUGGCGGGCAUGAAAUAUUAUCGCAAGAAGCAAUAAAAUACCUUGGAGUCAUAAUCGAUGCAAGACUGAGCUUCAAACAGCACCUUACAGCAGUAAGCUCUAAGGCAGCGGCAGUGAAUAGUGCAUUAACGCGAAUUCUUCCUAAUACAGGUGGUCCUCAGGGCGAAAGAAGGCGUCUUUUAUCUACUGUAACGGACUCUAUUAUAUUUUAUGCUGCUCCUAUAUGGGCAGCAGCAAAAAAGCAUCAGCUACGUCUGGUAGCACAAAUAUACAGACGCAGUGCGUUACGGGUUGCCUGCGCUUAUAGAACAGUCUCUGAUGAUGCAAUCUGCGUCAUUGCUGGAAAACUGCCAGUUGACAUACAUGCAAAAGAGUUAGGCCGUCUUUAUGGCGGGCAAGGCAUAACACCUACGAUAGAUCAAAAAUCUGCCGAACGCGUAUAUUCAUUUAGAGAAUGGCAGCAAAGAUGGGAGCAGUCCUCUAAGGGACGUUGGACAUAUACACUUAUACCUAACAUUAAGGAAUGGGUGUUAAGAAAACAUGGUGAAAUUGAGUAUAAUCUGAGUCAAAUAUUGAGCGGCCACGGAGGCUUUUUAGAAUAUCUUUACAGAUUUCAUCUGUCAGAUAGUCCAUACUGCCCAAACUGCCACAACGUCGUAGAAAGUGCAGAACAUGUAGCCUUUAGCUGCGAACGGUUUAAUGAAGAACGGGAAAUACUUGUGGAGGCCCUAGGAUAUCUACCAUCUCCUAGCAGCAUUGUACAUGAAAUGUGCUUAAGUAGCUUUAAAUGGAAGGCAGUUAAAACAUUCGCAACUCAAAUUAUGCGGCGUUUGCGACUUCAGGAAGAGGAAAGAAGAACAGCUGCAGUGCAUGUAUCAUUGCAACUAUGA